CAGUUAUCUGCUCCGAACUGCAAUCCAGGUGCUUACACGAGCCCUUUCCCAGAUGAACCGUUUCUGCCUUUUGAUUCCAUCAAGGCGAACAUAUACCGCUACAGGCAGCAACGCUCCGUAAAUCUGGGUUCCUGGUUCGUGCAUGAAAAAUGGAUGACUCCUUCGUUGUGGGACUGUGCCAGUGGCCCCAAGAUCUCUGAAGCAGACAUUGCGUAUGGAUGGGGAUCUAUCGACGGCGCGAGAGCUGUGCUUGAACGUCACUGGGACACGUUCAUCACGCAAGAAGAUCUUGAUUACCUUGCCAGCAUCGGCAUCAAUACUGUACGCCUCCCUAUAGGAUACUGGAAUCUCGGUCCUGGAUUUACUGGCGGCACUCUCUACGACCCUGUUGGCGACGUGUACAAGAAUUCUUGGGUCCACGUUGUAAGAGCAAUCAAUAUGGCAGCAAAGGCGGGAAUCGGGGUCCUCGUCGACCUACAUGGUGCCGUAGGCAGCCAGAAUGGACAGGACCACUCCGGCGUAUCCGACAAAGGUGUCUGGCUUUUCAGCAUCCCGGCUAACAUGGACAAAACGAUAGCUGUCCUAACCUAUCUUACCCAGCAGCUAACGUAUGUCACAAACGUGGUCGGCAUACAAAUCCUCAACGAACCGGUCGACGACCCUGGUCUCUGGGGCUUCUAUGAUCGGGCUAUUGCGGCGAUGCGCGCUACCUUGCCAGAAGCAUGCAACCUCCCUUUGUACAUUCACGACGCCUUCAACCUAGGGAAGUACAGCGGAUACGUCGCCCAGCAUAACGACUUCGUCGUCCUCGAUCACCACUCCUAUUUCGUCUAUACCCCUCGAGACGCCAGCGAAUCCGCUCAUAAACACACGUCAGACAUCGAGAUGUACACGGCCGCCGACCUGAGCCACGCCUCGGCUACGACGAAGGGCAGGCUGGUCGUCGACGAGUUUUCGUGUGCAUUAACCCAACAGAGUCUCGCGAAGGAAGCGGAUCAAGAUGGAGCAAGGCGGGCCUUCUGCAGCGGCCAAGACCAGGUGUAUCUCAAUUCGACCGCUGGUUGGGCCUUCUGGUCGUACAUGAAGGAGGACUGCGAGAACGACAAGGGCUGGUGUUUCCGAGCUGCAGUGGGUGACGAUCUGCCUGCGACUUUCUUCUCCUACGGGAACGACAAACCCACGGAUGAGCAGCUCGGCGCGCUGUCUUCUGUCUUGACAUCGGCGCCUCCGGUCCAGCAAGCCUCCGUCGAGCAGCUAUCGCUAGACAGCACCGAAGCUGACUCACGUGACGGCCCGUACGACUCGCCUGACGCAGCCUCCGGCCGGGGGUACAGCGACGGUUUCAGCACCGCAAAGAUCUUUGCUGCUCAUGGCUUGUCCAAACUUGGCUUCGUCGAACAAUACAUCACGGACAGUAUGCUGCUGCUGCACCUGCCUGAGGGAUCGGAGGGAUACUACCGCGACGCGUUCAUCGCGGGUUUACGAGACGGAGAGAAUCGCAUAGCUACC
This is a messenger RNA of Punctularia strigosozonata HHB-11173 SS5, 1509 nucleotides long. Its product is annotated as glycoside hydrolase. Gene Ontology annotation, molecular function: glucan endo-1,6-beta-glucosidase activity. Gene Ontology annotation, cellular component: cell surface; extracellular region. The transcript is spliced from 6 exons. NCBI's taxonomy places the organism in Eukaryota, Fungi, Basidiomycota, Agaricomycetes, Corticiales, Punctulariaceae. The record is from RefSeq and is a predicted model, not a curated record. The annotation marks the transcript as partial. Gene Ontology annotation, biological process: glucan catabolic process.